AGCUUACCAUGUCUGAUAAGAAACCACAAAAGGCCAAGUUGCCCUGGGGUAUCGAUAAGCCAAAGCCAGGCUCAUUGAAGAAUAUAAGCAGUAGCAAACUGCAAGCGUUCAGCGUCGGAAUAAAUAAGAAGACACCUUUUCAAAGGCAAAAAGAGGAAGCUGAACUCAAAAAGAAGAAAGAGGAUGAGGAGGCAGCCAAGGUCUAUGCAGAGUUUGUGGCAGCCUUUGAAGACGAUGCGUCGAAGCCGAAGGGAUGGGUUAAAGGAGGAACAAUUGUGCCGACAGUGCUGUACAAUCAGGAUGAAGCAGACGGCUCCAGCAAGCUUCCACCAAAGAAAACCUUGUAUAUGCCACAACCAUUCGUGAAGGCUGGCGCAUCUGCCCCUCCGCCUGUGCGGAAACCAGUUAUCGAGUCAGAGCCAGAGCCAGAGCCUCCCGUGCCAAAGUCACAACGGAAACGAAACCUGGAUAUGUUUUUGGAAGAGCUCAAAAGGGAGCAGGAGGAGCGCGAUCAGCGCCUUAAAGCAAAGCACGCAAGACUGGCGGGCGGAGGGGAGCCGAGCUCGGACACCUCUUUCACGCUACGUGCAGCUUUUGAGGAUAAGCCUGGAUCGCACGAUACAGGAGAUCCCGAAACGACAAAUUUGUACGUGGGCAACAUCAGUCCAGCCGUUGAUGAGGAGAGACUGUGCAGAGAAUUUGCACAAUACGGGCCGAUCGCCAGUGUCAAAAUCAUGUGGCCAAGGAGUCAUGAAGAAAAAGAACGACAGAGAAAUUGCGGAUUUGUGAGCUUUAUGACUCGGGAUGAUGCUGCGAAUGCUUUGAAAAAUCUGGACGGAAAAGAAUUGAUGGGCAAUAUGAUAAGAGUCGGAUGGGGUAAGGCGGUGGCAAUCCCUCCCAAACCUGUAUACGUUCUACAAGGCUCUGCUCAAGCUCCCCCGUCUGGUCUACCUUUCAAUGCUCAGAUAUCUCGGAGCCAAGGAGGCUUUGGUGCCAUUCCACCACCUGGAAGCUUCAAAGCGGCAACAGUAACAGGGAAUGCUCGAAUGGAGGUGUGCGUAACGCGACCGAAGGAUCAGCAAACGAUCGCGACGAUACAUCGAAUGAUCGAGCGAGUCAUCAAAUACGGGCCUGAGUUUGAAGCCAUGAUCAUGGAUAGAGAAGCGGACAACCCACAAUUUAGAUUCCUUUUCAAGAACGACUCUGCUGAGCAUGUGUAUUAUCGAUGGAAGCUUUAUUCGAUUCUACAAGGCGAUCCAAAGAACAAGUGGCCGACCGAUCCAUUUCAAAUGUUUGACGAAGGGCCUGUUUGGUUACCACCAGAGAUACCGUUCGAUGAGGAGCAGGUUGAAGGUGACAUCUUGGACGUUUCAAGCGAGUCAGACGAAUCGGGUUCAGAUGUCGAGCGACCGCGACAUGUAAAAGGGCCUCUUACCCGCAUACAACGAUUACGCCUAGAGAACAUGCUUCGGAAGCUCAACCUUGAAAGGGGCUUGAUCGGAAGGAUUAUGGUGUUCUGUAUUAAGCAUGCGGAUGCAUGCGAAGAGAUCAUUGACGUAAUCACCAAAUCACUUUUAAUUCAAAGGACUCCGGUUUUUCCUGUGAAGAUUGCGCGACUCUACCUUGUCAGCGAUAUCCUUCAUAACAGCGCGACACCAAUACCCAACGCGUGGAAGUAUCGUUCGGGAUUUGAGCGCCGCCUUGAAGAGAUCUUCAGCCACUUUAGCGUCGUCCGGCGGAGCAUUGCGCUCAGAUUGAGGCAAGAGCAAAUGCGAAAGGCGGUGAUGAACCUUCUAUCGAUAUGGGAUAAUUGGAUUAUUUUCCCCCAGGAAUUUACUGAUAAACUUCGUGAGAAAUUCCUGGAAGAGGAGAAAGAGAGUGAUACAAAAAGUGAUUUACAGUCGCGGCUCCAGACGCAAAAGGAGCAGAAAACCGGGGUCUGGGCUUUGGAUGAAGAAGACCCGAGGGAGACGGAGAAGCAGGCCGCCUCUCGAAAUAACAAUUGGGUUCAGAAUGAUGAGGCUGCGGAAGGAACUGGUGGUUGGACACAUGAUGUAAAGGUUGAAAGAGAACCUAUCAAGUUUACGCUCUCCAAGCAGGAAGAAGUGUCGAAACCUAUUCCGAGCGAGGGCGAUCCGAACCACGGGGUGUUGGAUAUUGACCAAGAGGUAAAGCGGUUUGUGGACGAAUUGGAAUCCCAAGGGAUUGGGUUAGCAGAACGGACACUGCAGGGAGAGGAACUAAGAAAGCGGCUACUGAUGGAGUUGGUUCCAACAAAUGAGCAAACGGACGAGAUGGAUGUGGAAGAGACGAAUCAUGUGGCUGCUGUCAAGCCCCAGGUGGAAGAAGAUGAGGAUGAGGUGGAAGACAUGUUCGCGUAGCAAAAACACAAUAAACACUAUGUCUUAUUGGACAUGAAAUUG
Messenger RNA from Spizellomyces punctatus DAOM BR117, 2423 nucleotides. RefSeq lists its product as uncharacterized. The coding region runs from base 9 to 2381 and encodes 790 amino acids. Gene Ontology annotation, biological process: RNA processing. The transcript is spliced from 9 exons. Gene Ontology annotation, cellular component: nucleus. Gene Ontology annotation, molecular function: RNA binding. The record is from RefSeq and is a predicted model, not a curated record. NCBI's taxonomy places the organism in Eukaryota, Fungi, Chytridiomycota, Chytridiomycetes, Spizellomycetales, Spizellomycetaceae.